GGGAAUUGCUGGUCUCGGCACGUCCGCGAGGCUCCUCCUCUCGCCGUGCCCCACGCCCCACGGGCCUCCGGGGCGCAUCGGCGGUCGCGAUAAUGAGCCGCAUCUACCACGACAGCGCCCUCCGCAACAAGCCGGUGCAGAGUGCGCGGCUGCCCGGGGCCUGGGACCCCGCGGCCCACCAGGGGGGAAACGGUGUCCUGCUGGAGGGAGAGCUGGUGGACGUAUCUCGGCACAGCAUCUUGGAUGCCUGUGGUAGGAAGGAACGCUACUAUGUUUUGUAUAUCCAGCCCAGUCACAUCCAUCGCCGUAAAUUUGACCCCAAAGGAAAUGAAAUUGAGCCCAACUUCAGCGCCACCAGGAAGGUGAACACGGGCUUCCUCAUGUCAUCCUACAAGGUGGAAGCUAAGGGGGAUACCGACAGGCUCACGCUUGAGGCACUGAAGGGGCUGGUGAAUAAGCCAGAGCUGCUUGUGCUGACAGAGAGCCUCACUCCGGACCAGACAGUGGCGUUCUGGAUGCCCGAGUCAGAGAUGGAGGCGAUAGAACUUGAAUUGGGGGCCAGCGUGCGGCUGAAAACUCGGGGUGAUGGCCCCUUCCUGGAUUCACUGGCCAAACUUGAUGCUGGGACAGUGACCAAGUGUAAUUUCGCUGGUGAUGGAAAGACAGGGGCGUCUUGGACAGACAACAUCAUGGCCCAGAAGUCUUCAGAGGGGGCUGUAACUGAGACCCGAGAGCAGGGGGACGGGGCCGAGGAUGAGGAGUGGGACGACUGAGGUUGGUGAGAGAGGGAGCAGCUCUGGGACCCACCAGCACCUUCCAUAGCAUGGUUGAAUAUUUCCUCCAUCGACUUCUGCUCUGGAUGGCGAGAGCACAGUCUGCCAAGCCUUGCCUGGUUCUUCCCUACAGCCCUUUGAACAAACUCUGCUAAAAUAAAAUCCGAGACCAAGACGGUAGGGCGGGGCCCAUGCUGGGCUCAUGAGGUCCCUCCCCUGGUGCCAGUCUAGCCUUCUUGGACAUGUCCACGUGGCCCUUGCCCUGGCUGACAGUCUUGUUUCUGGAGGCAGGUGAUGGGUGAGGCCUCAGGACAAUCUGAGAUGAACUGGACUUGGUGAGAACUGGGGGCCAUCCCGCAUCUGAAUGCAGGGUGGCUCAGGGGAGAGGUUAGCGGCUUCUAUUCUCAUUAUGUUUCCUGUCUUCAUCAUACACAUACACACAGACCUCAUGGCAUCUACUGCUCCUUCCCAACAAACUCUACCUUUCCCCAGAGUCUCACUUAGUGCUGUUUUUCCUCCUUUCCUCAGUAUCUCCAUGUCAUAGCAUCUGCUCUCCUGCUUUGAGCCUCCUCACCUACCUUAUCCUUCCCCCCUGAAGCUGCAAGUUCUUAACUUCUCCACUGACUCCAUGCCACCUUGAAGUUUCCUGUCUUUGGACCCCCUGGCUGGUUUCCUGUGGGUUCUGUUCUCCGGGAGGCCGACAGAAUUCAUUGGUGUGACCAGCUGGUCCACAUCUCCACCAGGCCAACAAUUUUGACAACCCCUUUUUUGUAUCUUGAGAACUUUUUUUGAAUGAGCAAAUCUUCAGAAAAGGAUUCUUCCAUACUGAUUAGAUUUUUGCCAUGUGUAAGUGAUCUCCCAGCUGAGCAAUAUCCUGAUUAGGAUGCCAUUUCUCUUUGCCUUGCUGGGUAGUGUACCCAAACCCAGAUCUGUGAAAGGAUGGGUAAUGGUGGAGAACCAACAAUUAUUGAGCCCUCUAAUAUGUCAGCACAGUACUAGAUGCUUUCCAUGACAGUAAUUAUAACCACCGCCUGUUGAGUGCUUCCUGUAUGCUGGUACUGUGCUAAACACUUGGAUUGUCUUAUUUAAUCUUCACCAUAAUUCCAGUAGGUACAUAAGAUUGUUAUCCCCAUUUUUUCAUAUGUCACUGAAGCUCAGAGGCUCCAUAGCUAGUAUGUAGAGGAGAGAGAAAUUUAAACCCAGGCAGUCAUUUUUCAAAGCCCAUAUUUGUAACUACUAGACUAUUCUUCCAUGUGCAUAUUAUAUAGAGGGGGAAAGGGGCCUCAGAGAAGUUAAGCAAUUUGCCUAGAGUUAUAUAGCUAACAUGAUUGGCAGAGCCAGAAUUCAAAUCCAGAUGGCUGUCUGAGGCAAAAGUUACGCUCCUCCACUGCUCCCCACCUCCCUUGGCCUACAGAGGGAUGCAGGGCGCAGAGACGGCCUGGCCCGUGAAGCAGGGUUGUAUUUCCAUACUUCAGGGGACUUGCCCAAACCCUUGACUGCUGAUCUGCCCAGGCUGAGACCAGCUCUAUUGCUAUCAGCAGUUGAGCAAUUCAUACUGUGCUUCCAGUGUUUAUUAUCAUAUUUCAAACACUUAUUUGCCUUCCUGUGUAUUUGAAACUGGGUUCAACUCUAUGACUAUGAAGCUUGAAAGUGACCCUUCAGCUGGGCCUUCUGCAGUCAUGGGUCUCUUCUGUUCUUGUUGCCCUUUUCUUAGUCCAUGUCCUUACACUCUCUCACCAGCGCCUCACUGGUGUCCAGUGUCUGAAUGGGGCUGGCUCAGAGACAGGUCAUACUGGGAUCUCAACCAAGGGUGACCAGCAAGGCAGCUGAGCAGGAGCAGUCUGGGGACACUGACUAGGGCAGAGGCGCCUAGUUUGGGCUUUCUGCCCACCAUGGCCAGAGGGAACGGCAAGUUCACAGGAGUGGGUCACCAUUCCAAGCACCAGGGAAGCACAGUGUGUCAGUGGGGGAAGUCCUGAGGCAACAAACAGGAUUUGGUGUCUUUAUGGUGCUUCAAGAAGAAGAAGGCCACUGGGACUGGAGCUCGGAGAAAGGGUGGGGGUGGGCAUCCAGCAGUGCAUCCUAAGGCCUGUUAGGGGUUUUGGACUUCACCCUAAGCGUCCUGGAAGCCAGUGAUCUAUGGAGAGUGGUAAGGUCUAAUUUGUAUGUUUCAAAGAUCAGUUGACUAUGGAGACAUUGGAGGCAUUGAGCCAGGUUAGGAGACUGUUGCAUUUGUCCAGGUGAGAGGCUCUAGUGGUUGGGUCUCUAGAAGUAGCAGUGGAGG
This is a messenger RNA of Choloepus didactylus (southern two-toed sloth), 3057 nucleotides long. RefSeq names its product actin related protein 2/3 complex inhibitor (gene ARPIN). Gene Ontology annotation, biological process: negative regulation of actin nucleation. Lineage: Eukaryota; Metazoa; Chordata; Mammalia; Pilosa; Megalonychidae. The transcript is spliced from 6 exons. The record is from RefSeq and is a predicted model, not a curated record. The coding region runs from base 93 to 773 and encodes 226 amino acids.